Messenger RNA from Lasiosphaeria miniovina, 2410 nucleotides. RefSeq names its product CTP synthase N-terminus-domain-containing protein. Bases 257 to 2002 code for a protein of 581 amino acids. Gene Ontology annotation, cellular component: cytoophidium; cytoplasm. Gene Ontology annotation, molecular function: identical protein binding; CTP synthase activity. Gene Ontology annotation, biological process: pyrimidine nucleobase biosynthetic process; CTP biosynthetic process. Lineage: Eukaryota; Fungi; Ascomycota; Sordariomycetes; Sordariales; Lasiosphaeriaceae. The record is from RefSeq and is a predicted model, not a curated record. The transcript has 16 exons.
GGUCCCUGGGCCGGUCGAACCUGGCCUCCAAUUUGGAUGGAUCCAGGAAGGAUGGAAGGGCCACCUUAGUCAGCGACGGCCCCGCCGUGCCCAAACAAUCUGGAACUGCAGGAGCAGAGACUUUGAGCUCCAGUGGUGGGGUCGAAAUUUUUUCCUUCGCUGGACGACGCGCAUCAGUUUUUUGCGUCGCGUCGCUGAAUUCUACCGAGCAUCUUUCCAAAGCGCCAUCAAUCAAUUCUAGUCAGCGACCGUCAAGAUGCGUGUGGUACUCGUCAGUGGCGGAGUCAUCUCCGGGGUGGGCAAAGGCAUUAUCGCUAGUAGUGCUGGACUUCUCCUUAAGACCCUGGGUCUCCGCGUCACAGCGCUCAAAAUAGAUCCGUACAUCAACACAGAUGCAGGACUUCUUAAUCCGCUAGAGCAUGGAGAGUGCUACGUCUUGGCCGAUGGAGGAGAAACGGAUCUAGAUCUCGGCAACUAUGAGAGAUAUCUCGGUAUUCAACUCAGCCGUGAGAGCAACAUGACCACAGGCAAAAUCUACAAGCUGGUCAUUGAUAGAGAGCGCCGGGGCGAUUACUUGGGCAAGACGGUCCAGGUCGUUCCCCACAUCACCGAUGCAAUCCAGGAAUGGAUUGAGCGAGUUGCCAAGAUUCCGGUAGAUGAUUCGGGCGAAGAGCCGGAUAUCUGUAUCGUCGAGUUGGGUGGCACAGUUGGCGACCUUGAGUCUGGUCCGUUCGUCGAGGCGCUGGUACAGCUCAGACAUAGACUAGGCCGAAACAACUUUCUCAGCAUUGGCGUGUCAUACGUCCCGAUCAUCAAUGGAGAGGAGAAGACCAAGCCAACUCAACAUGCCGUUAAGCAAAUGAGAAGCGCGGGUUUGAUUCCUGAUGCCAUUGCAUGCCGUUGCGAGCGGGAACUUGACGAGGCCACCAUCGAGAAGGUAGCUAGGAGCUGCCAAGUCGAAGACGAGCAAGUCAUCGGCGUUCGCAACAUGGACACCAUCUACCAAGUUCCGCUCCUCCUCGAGGAAGAGGGCCUUCUCAAGCUGUUGAAGAAAGGCCUAGCUCUCGACCAGGUUGAGCUGUCACCUGCUAGGGUUCAAAAGGGCCAGGCGCUGUGGGAGCUUUGGAAGAAGACUGUCAUCCCCGAGAAGCACCUUGACCCCGUCAACAUAGUUUUGGUGGGCAAGUACAUCAACCUCGACGACGCCUAUCUAAGCGUCCGGAAGUCGCUCGAGCAUUCGGCCAUGCGAUGCAAGCGCAAGCUGAACCUCAUUUCUGUGGAUUCGGAGUUUCUGGAACACGACAUGCAGCAGAAGGACCCCACCAAGUACCACAACGCCUGGAAGGCUGUUUGUGAGGCACAGGGAAUAGUCGUUCCCGGAGGAUUUGGGUCGAGAGGCAUUGAAGGCAUGAUUGACGUCACCAAAUGGGCUCGGGAGCGCAAUGUCCCGUUCCUCGGACUCUGCCUCGGCAUGCAAGUAGCCGUCAUGGAGUACGCCCGCAACAAGCUGGGAUAUAAAAACGCAACAUCUGAAGAGAUAUCGGCUACCGCAGAGAACCGCGUCAUCAUCUUCAUGCCGGAGGGAUCCAAAGAGCAAAUGGGCGGCACAAUGAGACUCGGCACCAGGGCGUCCCACUUCAAGCCCGGCACAGAAUGGAGCAAGCUUCGCGCCAUGUACGGAGGCGUUGAGGUCUUUGAAGAGCGUCACAGGCACCGCUACGAGGUCAACCCCGAAUACAUCGAGGAGCUCGAUAAGGCCGGUCUUACUUUGACUGCCAUGGACGAUCACGGCGUUCGAGUCGAGUCAAUCGAGUUAAAGGACCACCCAUUCUUUGUCGCAGUGCAAGCCCAUCCCGAAUUCACCAGCAAGGUGCUAGACCCAUCGCCUCCGUUUCUCGGCUUCAUUGCGGCGAGCUCCGGGUGCCUUGACAAGAUGAUCGAGGCUGCGCGCCUGAAGAAGGAAGAGCUCGUGAAUGGAACAAGUGCUACUACGCAUUUCUGAGCUAUACGUUGCUACGCGGAGUAUAGAAUACUAGACAAGCGUGGCGAUUAAUUGAUGGUUGUAGCGUAAGGAAAACCGAAUGAGGGGUUUCUUAAGAAAACAGGACACCAAAUCUGAGGUUUUUUGGCACUCGAUACUGCAUUAUACAGCGAUUAGACUAUUUUUUAUCAUUCUCACUCGGUUCAACGAUGCUCACGCUUCGGGGCUAUGCAGCAGCGAUAAUUCCCGAUCUUCAAUUUGGAGCUAGCUGCGGUAGGGCUGAUGCCAAAAACGGAGCCAUUCUCCAAAAGCACCGUUUCGGCAUGAGCGGAAGCCCAUCAACCGCUGCACAUAAUCUUGCGUCCUUCCCGAAAAGGAGAUCCCGGAUCCCUUCGGAUUGCGGAUUGCAUCGUCAACGAUGAAAUCGUU